UAAUACAAUUAAUGUUGGUACGAAUUCGCGAUAUGACAACACAUCAGAGCAUAGAAAUUGAAAGAUCCACGAAUCAAUUCGGACCAGUGUUAAGCAUAAAAUAUCUUCUUAAAAAUGCCUGUUAAUAGUGGAGUAUCGUUUGUGUUAUCAUCAAUUUUAACAGUUCUUGUAUUUUCGGGGAUGCAAAUAUAUAAAACUUGGCUGGCAUCAUCACAGAUUUAUACGAUACUAGGAGGAUAUAUUGGAUCAAUAUUAUUUAUAUGUGUAUUAACUGCAAUAGGAAAUUUAGAAGCAACAAUGUUUGGAAAAUCUUUUCAACAGAAGUUGUUUCCUGAAGUCAUCUUUUCACUAAUAAUUAGUUUAAUUGCAUCAGGUUUGGUGCAUCGUGUGGCAACCACAACAUGUUUCUUAUUUUCUAUGAUAGCAUUGUAUUAUGUCAAUCGAAUUUCCCAAGAAACAUAUACUACACCAGUACCUACUGUAUCAGUACAUACUAAAAAAAGGAAGUAAAGGAACUAUAAGAGCUCAAAAUGAUCUUUGUACCAUAUCAUUAUAGUUUAA
Molecule: messenger RNA, 561 nt
Organism: Eufriesea mexicana
Lineage: Eukaryota; Metazoa; Arthropoda; Insecta; Hymenoptera; Apidae
Product: protein KRTCAP2 homolog
Exons: 3
Coding region: 115-510 (131 amino acids)
Biological process (GO): protein N-linked glycosylation
Source: RefSeq, a predicted model, not a curated record